Molecule: messenger RNA, 718 nt
Organism: Saccostrea echinata
Lineage: Eukaryota; Metazoa; Mollusca; Bivalvia; Ostreida; Ostreidae
Product: neuroglobin-like
Exons: 3
Coding region: 8-685 (225 amino acids)
Molecular function (GO): oxygen binding; heme binding
Source: RefSeq, a predicted model, not a curated record
GACAGGCAUGGGAUGCACACUAUCUAUCAAAACUGACAAAUGUCCGUCACCUUUUGACCCCGAUGUCUAUUUGAUACGUCAACCAUCAACACCUAUAGAGAAAAAAGUGCCUCUUGAAAUCCGGAACAAGAUUUCCAACUCAACAAACCCGUGCGUCAGGCGGUCUCCGCAGCGGAAGUGGAUCAGGAGUGUUUCUGUCAUGGAUACUAGGUGUUCUCUUACAACACGGGACAAAUACCAGAUCAUCAAGUCAUGGAAGGCGAUUGCCAGAGAUUUACACUCUACAGGGGUUACAAUGUUUCUUCGAAUGUUUCAAGAGAAUGACGACUUACGUAAAUUCUUUAAGUUUGGCGACUACAAAGAAUCUUCAGACCUACUGCAGAACAAAAUUUUCCUGAACCACGUGACAUUAGUGAUGCAUACGUUUGACGAAGCCAUAUGUUCUAUGGGCGACACAGACUACGUAAUGGAGAUGUUGAGAGGAGUGGGAAAGUCUCAUAGGCGACUGCCGGAGUUUAACUUUAUGAUCUUCAGUAGAAUAGAGGAACCAUUUUUGAUUGCCGUGAAGGAAACAUUAGGGGACCGUUAUUCAGCAAAUAUGGACAAUAUUUAUCGGAAAACUGUAAAGUUUAUAAUAAGAGAACUCUCGCAAGGAUUUAACGAUGCCCCCAAAGCCAUAGACUAAUGUGAUUAUAGUUUUCAUACACAAGUGCCAUUA